Messenger RNA from Ochlerotatus camptorhynchus, 1938 nucleotides. Its product is annotated as alanine--glyoxylate aminotransferase 2, mitochondrial. The transcript is spliced from 6 exons. The coding region runs from base 234 to 1757 and encodes 507 amino acids. The record is from RefSeq and is a predicted model, not a curated record. Gene Ontology annotation, molecular function: pyridoxal phosphate binding; L-alanine:glyoxylate transaminase activity. Lineage: Eukaryota; Metazoa; Arthropoda; Insecta; Diptera; Culicidae. Gene Ontology annotation, cellular component: mitochondrion. Gene Ontology annotation, biological process: glyoxylate catabolic process.
GAAUCGUUUUGGUUGAUUAGCGGACUCACGUCGUGUGUUUUUUUUUCUUCUACAUAUAGGAACAAGUCCAUGUAUUUUAUCGCAAGAUUUUUGACUAAUAUUUGACAACAGGCUGGUGUGAAGUAGACUUGAGAAAACAGUGAUCGUGUCCAAGUUUUAUUUUUGAACAUUCGAAAAGUCGUUGGGUGCAGAAAGAGUGUAACGUGAGAAAAGUGACUGAAACGAGGACAACGAUGCUGCUGAAGAAGCUACCCUUAUCAGCACCCAAUUCUGCGGCCACGCUGCGGCGAUGCCUUUCGGCGCAGGCCAGCACCAAUGUGAAGGAGAGCCCCGAGCUGCCAAAGACCAACCACAAGGCUAAGGUUUACAGCAAGCAUAGCUAUGACAAGAUCACCGCCAUGAGGAAGCAACACCUCACCCCGAACGUGACUUCGUAUUACAAGAAACCACUGCUUAUCCACAAAGGUAACAUGCAGUGGCUGUUCGAUCACGAAGGACGCCGCUAUCUGGAUAUGUUUGGUGGAAUUGUUACCGUAUCAGUCGGGCACUGCCAUCCAAAAGUCAAUGCUGCACUGCAAGAGCAAAUGAACAGCCUGUGGCAUACAACCAACAUCUACAUGCACCCCAAGGUCCACGAGUAUGCUGAGAAACUGCUCUCCAAACUACCGGUAGAUCUGAACAAUGUCUACUUCGUCAACUCCGGUUCGGAAGCGAAUGAUCUGGCUAUGAUGAUGGCACGGCUCUAUACGGGAAACAAUGAGAUUAUCAGUUUCCGCAAUGCUUACCACGGAGCAUCGCCUUACACGAUGGGUUUGACUGCACAUUCGACGUGGAGGUAUCCGCUGGCCGGAGCGAGUAAUGGAAUAGUUCAUGCUAUGAAUCCCGAUCCUUACACCGGAAUUUGGGGUGGAAAGAACUGUAGAGAUUCACCGGUGCAAACCACGCGGCACUGCGACUGUCCUGCAGACCAAUGCCUGGCCAGUGGACGGUAUUACGAACAGCUCGAGCAAAUCUUCAAGUAUUCGCUACCCCGCGGUAAGGUGGCGGCCAUGUUUGCGGAGUCAAUUCAGGGAGUAGGAGGAACGGUUCAGUACCCCAAGGGCUACAUUAAGAAGGCGGUCGAGCUGGUACGGGCUAAUGGAGGUCUAUUUGUGGCCGACGAAGUUCAAACUGGGUUCGCCAGGACGGGCGAGCACUAUUGGGGCUUCGAAGGACACGACAUCGUACCUGAUAUUGUCACUAUGGCGAAGGGAAUUGGAAAUGGAUUCCCCAUUGGAGCCGUUGUGACUUCGCGGAAGGUGGCGGAAACGUUGUCACAGGCUUUGCACUUCAAUACUUACGGUGGUAAUCCGCUGGCUAGUGCGGUUGGUAUUGCCGUGUUGGAUGUUAUCGACGAAGAGGGAAUGCAACAGAAUGCCCGUGACGUUGGUACAUACCUGCUUAAAGGUCUCGAUAAUCUACGCGAUAAAUAUGAUGUCAUUGGAGAUGUAAGAGGAAAGGGUCUGAUGAUCGGUGUCGAGCUGGUGGCGGAUAAGGAGACACGCCAGCACCUCAGUGCUCCACACUUUGUCGAAAUCUGGGAAAUGUGCAAGGACAUGGGUGUCCUUUUCGGACGAGGCGGUUUGAACGCUAACGUUCUUCGGCUGAAACCACCGAUGUGUGUCAACAUGUUGGAUGCAGAGUACGCACUAACUGUGAUAGACUAUGCCUGCCAAGCUUACCAAAAUAAGCGCAAACGUGGAUGCAGAAAGUGUUGAGUUCGUUCGGGUAUCGUACACUGACAUUCUGUGAUUCCAACAACGGUUGAGUCAUUCCAUUUUAGUACUGUGAUUUAUGAUUAUAGGAAACAAUAACUAGAUUUUAACGCUUAUAUAAUAGACUUGCAUUCCUAGCAUGAGUGCAUUCUAUUAGCUAGAAUAAAUAACUAAUUUAUCUAAA